CGCCUCCUUCGAACCGUAGUCGCUUUCCUUCGGCGUCCUCUCUCUUCUCCCUCCGGCGUGUCCCUCUCUCGGUCUCCCGUCUCGGCCGUGAGUUCGUAGAGGCCUCUGGCGACUCUACCGGUAGCCGAGGGCCCGAGAUAACUUUUAGUGUGAUGGGAAGCAAAAGGGAGAGUCAUUCAAUCUCAGUUGAAGCAAUGGAAGGAAAGAAAAACGCGUCUGAAGGCAAGAAACGUUUGAAGAAACAGAGAAGGGAAGAUGCAGAAGUGCUCGGAAGAGACAACGAGGGGAAGGAAGGUGGUGAUGGUAUUGCUGUCGCUCAGAAAUCGGAUAUGGAGAAGAAGAAGAAAAGAAAACAGAUGGAUAAGGAGCGACAUCGUAUUAAGUCCGCUGAGACCAAGGAAUUGGUGCCUAAGAAGGUAACUGGUCCAUCCGAUCAGGUGCCUGCCUUGCAACCGUCGUCAAAGAGUGUGCAGGGAUUCCAUAUCGAUAUUUUCAGGGAUCUUUCUUCGGUGGAAGUGUCGGCUAGAGAAUCUGCAGUGGAAGCAUUGGUCAAGGAAUUGCAGAAAGUACAGGAGGCUUAUGAAAAAUCAGGUGGGACGGUGUAUGAGGGCAAUUCCCAGCUGGAAGCAGAAAAGGACGAAGGUCUGAAAAGCUGUGCGCCGUCUUUGAGAUAUGCUCUUCGACGACUUAUUCGUGGAGUUUCAUCUUCAAGGGAGUGUGCUAGGCAAGGAUUUGCACUAGGUUUGACAGCUGUUUUGGGAACUAUUCAAUGCAUCAACACUGAUUCGAUACUGGAGCUGAUAGACAAUCUAUUGGAGGUAUCUUCUUCAAUGAAGGGACAGGAAGCUAGAGAUUGUCUUUUGGGACGUUUAUUUGCUUAUGGAGCCCUUGCUAGAUCAGGUCGGGUGGCUCAUGACUGGAGUUUGAAUAACAAAACAUCUACAAUAAAAGAGUUUAUCAGGGUUGUUAUUUCACUUGCUGAUAAGAAAAGUUACUUACGUGAACCAGCUGUUUCAAUUAUUCUGGAGUUGGCAGAUACGUUACCUGUAGAUGCUGUUACAGCCCAUGUUCUAGAAGCUCCAGUACUGGCAGAUUGGUUUGAUAAAGCAAUCAGUAAUGAAAAUCCAGAUGCACUAUAUCUGGCCUUAAAGUUAAGAGAGAAAGCAUCUGUGGAUAACAAGAUAUUUUGCAAAUUGUUGCCUUCACCCUUCACUCCUAGUAACUUGUUUACUCCAGAUUGCUUAUCUUCUCUAGUUCCAUGCUUAAAGGAAACAACCUUUUGUCAGCCUCGAAUGCAUAGUGUAUGGCCUGUAUUGGUGAACAUCCUUUUCUCGGAUGUUUCUUUACAGAAAGAUGGGGCAGCAUGUAGUGAUUCCACUCAGGCACUUAAGAAAUGUAGAAAACUUAGUUCCACAGAGAAAAACCUUUCCAAGCGUCUCGAUUAUUUCUGUAGCCUUGUCAUUGAUGGAUCUCUUUUAAUGUCAUCUCAUGAUCGUAAGCAUCUGGCAUUUGACAUUUUGCUCCUGCUGCUCCCAAGAUUGCCAGCUUCAUGUAGCAAGGCUAUCCUGUCCUACAAGCUAAUUCAAUGUUUGAUGGAUAUAUUAUCCACCAAAGACUCCUGGCUUUAUAAGGCAGCCCAAUAUUUUCUGCAGGAGCUGUCUAAGUGGGCUGAAAGAGAUGUGGAUCGCCUUGUUGCUGUCAUCAUAGCUUUACAGCAACAUAGCUUUGGGAGAUUCGAUUGCAUCACACAUACUCACAUGGUUAAGGACUUGGUUUCUAAGAUUAACUCUGCUUCAGGUUGUAUGUUGUUUGUCCAAAGCUUGAUGAGCUUAUUUAUUGAUGAAAAUGGGUUACCGGAUAAAGGAUCAGCACAGGCUACUAUUGAGUCUUCUGAAAUGAUUACUUUGGACGAUAGCAGCUACACCGAUUCUUCAGGCAAUCCAGAUAUUCUGAGAAGUUGGAUUGUGGACAGCCUUCCUCGUGUUUUCAAAUACUUGACGCUGGAACUGGAAGAAAAACUGCACAUACAAAGGGAGAUCUUGAAAUUUUUAACUGUUCAAGGACUCUUUACUGCUUCUUUGGGCAGAGAGGUGACAUCCUUUGAGUUGCAAGAGAAGCUAAAAUGGCCAAAGACAGAUAGCUCUGGCAACGUACGCAAGAUUUGUUUUCAGCAACUACAACUUAUACUGGCAGAUGCAGAAAAAAGCAUGGGGACAAAGAGUGAGUCCGAUAUGUUCAGGACAGAUGAUUUGGGUUCUUACUUUAUGCAUUUUCUGGACACUUUGUGCAACAUUCCUUCGGUUUCACUCUUUCGGUCAUUGAGCAAAGAGGAUGAAGAGGCAUUCAAGAAAUUGCAGUCGAUGGAAAGCAGACUCUUAAAGAUGGAGGAACGGGAGAUUGAUGGUAGUAAGGUAUAUACAAUGCGUUUCUUGCUAAUCCAGUUGCUUUUGCAAGUUCUCCUAAAGCCAGGGGAAUUCAGUGAGACUGCUUCUGAGCUUGUAAUAUGUUGCAAGAAAGCUUUUGUCACUCUUACUGAUCUUGAUUCAAAUGACGAAGAAGAUGAUGAUGAUACUGGGAGCCCUGCCUUCAUGGAUGUUCUUGUAGAUACUUUGCUCUCAUUGCUGCCCCAGUCAUCUGCUCCUUUGGUCUUCUCCAUUGAGCAGGUUUUCAAGUUCUUUUGUGACCAGAUUACAGAAUCUGGGCUCGUCAGUAUGCUGCGUGUAGUAAAAAAAGAUCUGAAGCCUUCUCGUCACCGGUCUGUAACUGAUGAAGAGGAAAUUGAUGAUGAUGAUGAAGAUGAUUUCCUUGGGAUUGAAGAAUCUGAAGAUGUGGAUCAAGCAGGGGAUUCAGAUGGUGAUCAAAGCGAGAGCAGUUCCGAAGAUGAAGAUGCAGGAGAGUCAGCUGACCAAGAAGUCGCUGCCAAUGUAAUUGGGGCACCUUUGGGAUCUGAUGAUUCUGAUGGUGGAAUGGAUGAUGAGGAAAUGUUCAGGAUGGAUUCAUAUCUUGCACAGAUUUUCAAGGACCGGAAAAAUGCUGCUGGUAGUGAUACUGCCCAGUCUCAGCUCGUGCUUUUCAAGCUGCGGGUUCUCUCACUUUUGGAGAUUUUCCUACAUAAGAAUGCAGGCAAUCCGCUCGUCCUGGUGGCAUAUCCUUACUUGGUAAAGACAUUUGUUAACGCAUAUGCUACAGAGGGUAGUGAGCAGCUCGGGCAGAGAAUUGCAGGAAUUCUACAAAAGAAACUGUUCAAAAGCAAGGAUUAUCCAAAAGGUGAUGGUGUUCAGUCAUCCCUUCUGGAAACCCAGCUGGAGAAGAGUCUAAGAUUGUCAUCCAGAUCCCGGCAGAAAGUAGUUUCUAUACUUGCUCAGAAUUCAUCGUUCUGGAUAUUGAAAAUUCUUCAUGGAAAUUUCUCUCGGAAGGAGUUACCUAGAGUACCAGAUAUGCUGCAGUCCUUGUUGGACGACUACUUCAAUAACAAGAAGUCUCGUUUGAAGUCUGGUUUUAUAAAAGAGAUCUUCAGGCGCUACCCGUGGACUGGACACAGGCUUUUUAGCUUUCUGCUGGAGAAAUGCACAAGCACCAAAUCAGAAUAUCGGAUGACUGAAGCACUUGCACUCAUCGAAAGCAUACUGAAGACUUGGGUUUCCGGAAAGACGCAUGUAGAUGAGGAUGCCCCUGGUGGGUUGCAGUUUCUCAGGGAAAACCUGUUGCCUUUGUGUAGUUUAAUGCAGCAGCUGUUGAGUAAGCCCAUGUCGAAGGGUUCAAGGAGGUCAGACGUGCGCCGGUUUUUCAUAUCAGCAUUGCAAGCGAUUGCUCGUUCCAAGCUUGGCGAAGCAUUUUGCAAGGCAUUGAGACCUGAUGCGUAUGCAGCGUGCGAGUCAUACUUGGGGGACAAAUUUCGUCCAUUGCUGAAGUUUGAUGAUGGAGUUUCAGAAAAGAAUGUCCAUAGAGAAGAGAAAAAGAGCUGCUGAAGUGGAAGAGAUGGAGGUUUUCCGUCCGGUCUUGAUUAACUGUAAAAUAGGCAAUUUUGGGUGCAAUUUAUUUAAUUUAUUUGAUGACUCUACUUUCUUUCUGGUCAUGUAGCUUACGAAUUUUGCUUACGUUAAUGGCAGAGACUGGUAGAAUUUAGCAAUUGAUUUUAUAGGUUAAGCCUCUUUGCCUAUGAAGAAGGUCAAGCCCCUUCUCCAUUGUAUUAGUUUUGACAUAAAUGAUAGCAAACUAUCAACCAA
Molecule: messenger RNA, 4226 nt
Organism: Nymphaea colorata (pocket water lily)
Lineage: Eukaryota; Viridiplantae; Streptophyta; Magnoliopsida; Nymphaeales; Nymphaeaceae
Product: rDNA transcriptional regulator pol5-like
Exons: 9
Coding region: 153-3968 (1271 amino acids)
Biological process (GO): regulation of DNA-templated transcription
Cellular component (GO): nucleolus
Molecular function (GO): DNA binding; transcription factor binding
Source: RefSeq, a predicted model, not a curated record